Polistes canadensis is the source of this 2685-nucleotide messenger RNA. RefSeq names its product ribosomal protein S6 kinase beta-1-like. Gene Ontology annotation, molecular function: ATP binding; protein serine/threonine kinase activity. The coding region runs from base 297 to 1712 and encodes 471 amino acids. The transcript is spliced from 14 exons. NCBI's taxonomy places the organism in Eukaryota, Metazoa, Arthropoda, Insecta, Hymenoptera, Vespidae. Gene Ontology annotation, biological process: signal transduction; protein phosphorylation. The record is from RefSeq and is a predicted model, not a curated record.
GAUAUACAUAGUCGUAUAGUUUCAGUCAGUUUAAGAAGCUUCACGUGUUUAUAUAUACAUAGAUUUUUUUCUUCAAAUAAUUAGAUAUCAUAAAAGGCCGUUAUAAGAAUUGAAGUAAUGAAAUAAACAUAUUUUUUCGUGUUACAAAGUAGAGUGAAACGAAACAACGCGUAUACGCACUCACAUAAGAAAACGAAAAAAAAAAAACUAAUCGAGCUUAUUUGUCAUACUCCAAGUUAAAUAUUAUUUAUCUUUUCUCGUUAUGUACUAUUUAUAAAUUUUCACAGUAAAAAAUAAUGGCUGGAGUAUUCGAUAUUGAAUUGCACGAAGGUGAUAACGUAAAUCAUGAUGAAUCUGAUGACGAUGUUAUUGAAACCAGAGAGGAAGAAUAUAGUCAUGCUUCUAAUGUAGAUACAAUGUUGGAAUCUGAUAAUUUGGAAAGAGUACAAUUGUCAGAACAAAAUGUUAAUCCUGGGCAAGAGAAAACUGGCCCUCAGGAUUUUGAAUUGUGUAAAAUCCUUGGCGAAGGAGGAUAUGGAAAAGUUUUCCAAGUUAGGAAAGUUACGGGUAAAGAUAAAGGCAGCAUCUUUGCUAUGAAAGUAUUACGUAAGGCAUCUAUUAUAAGAAAUCAAAAAGAUACAGCUCAUACUAAGGCAGAGAGAAAUAUAUUAGAAGCUGUCAAGCAUCCAUUCAUUGUUAAUUUAAUGUAUGCCUUUCAAACUGGAGGUAAAUUAUAUUUAAUUUUGGAAUAUUUAUGCGGUGGAGAACUUUUUACAUAUUUGGAUCGAGAAGGCAUUUUUUUAGAAGAUACAGCAUGUUUUUAUUUAUCCGAGAUCAUACUUGCCCUGCAACAUCUUCAUAAUCAAGGAAUUAUAUAUAGAGAUUUAAAACCAGAAAAUAUUUUAUUAGAUGGGGAAGGUCAUGUAAAAUUAACAGAUUUUGGCCUUUGUAAAGAACAUAUACAAGAUGGUACAGUAACUCAUACAUUCUGUGGAACCAUAGAAUACAUGGCUCCUGAGAUUUUGACCAGAAGUGGGCAUGGAAAAGCUGUUGAUUGGUGGAGUUUAGGUGCUUUAAUGUUUGAUAUGCUCACAGGAAUGCCUCCAUUCACCGGUGAUGAUAGAAGAAAAACAAUUGAGAAAAUAUUAAGAGGAAAAUUAUGUCUUCCACAGUAUCUUACACCCGAUGCAAGAGAUCUGAUUCGUAAACUGUUAAAGAGGCAAGUUGGUCAAAGAUUAGGAUCUGGACCUGAAGAUGCAGAGCAAAUAAUUAAUCAUAAUUUUUUUAAACACAUUAGUUGGGAAGAUGUUAUUUCACGUAAAUUGGAACCUCCUUUUAAGCCAUCGCUGAAAAGUGCAGAUGAUACAUCUCAAUUUGAUGAACAAUUCACCGCAACCAUUCCGGUAGAUUCACCUGUUGAAAGCACUUUAAGUGAAUCCGCAAAUAUGAUAUUUCAAGGUUUCACAUAUGUAGCACCAAGCGUCUUAGAGGAAAUGUAUACACAACCAAGAGUUAUAAAUGCCAGAAGUCCACGCAGAGAACUUUUAAGUACUGGUUUUAGUGGAAGUCUUCACAGUCUAUCACCAAGGACUCCAGAAACGCACCUUCAUACGCCUUCUCAGUUUCAUCAACUUAGGCAUCAUAUAGUAGGGCACAAUAACAUAGAAGAUACUGAAAUGAUGGACGUUGGUCGACUACCAAAUCAUUUAUAGUGGCCAGUGUUUAAUAAUGCUAACUUAUAAGACAUUAUUGAACUUCCAAAAUUAUAUUGCAGAAUUAAUGUUUCUGCUAUGAAAAAUUGGUUAUGCAAUAAUGCUAUAAUGGUCCAACAUGCACAUUUAGCUAAUUUUUCAGUUUCUAUAAAUAUAUAUAUAUACAUUCUGUCAUAUAUAUAAAUAUAUAUGUAUAUAUAUAUGUGACAGAAACUUAUGGUAAAAUAUUAACUUUUUGCUACAGAAGCAGUAAUGUUAAUUAUAUGUUGCUUUCAUAGAACAUAUAAUUACUGAAAUGAUGAAAUAUAAAUUUGAAGUAUAUACAUAAUAAUGAAAUAUGUAUUUUACAUAUCACCAUAUGUUGGUUUUUCGAUUAUUCUUCAUUUUAAUUAGGAAUAAUAAUAUAUGUUUAUAUACAUGAAACUAAAUAUGAUGAAAUUUCAAUAAAAGCUAUUCUAAUUAACAUAAAUAUAAAGAACAAAAACCCAAACCAAGAUAAAUACAAAUCAACAAAAUUAAGAAUCUCCUUCUCUGUAACAAUUUAUAUAUCUAAAUUAGAUGUUAGAUUAUUACCAAUAAUAGCCCUUAAAACCAAUGUUUAACGAGUAAAAGCAUGUUUUAAUAUACAUCAAAUCAAUAUUUCAUCGAGUUAUAAUAAAAUAUAAACUUAAUGCUAUAAAAAAUAUCAACGCUAAUUAUGCUUAAUAAUUUCAUAAAAUAUUGUAAAACAGGAGUUCUGCAUCGUAUGUUUUAUGUAGCUGCUCAGUGGAUACAGUUCUGUGAAAUAUGAGAUAAUAAUGUCGUUAGUUAAUGAUACAAUAAUUAUGAACAAAUUAAUUACUAUUCAAACAGAAUUUUAACUGCCCAAUAUUCAUAGUUGUUGUUCUCAGGUAGUGUUACAGUUUGAUAUUUAUACUUUAUUCUAUUUAAAAGUAAGAAAACGGGAAAAAUGGACAGAAAGAAAAUGAAAAAA